AUGUGUAUUCAGCGAUCGAUAUCCCUUUUACGUCUUAUGUCUAUAUUCCCUGAGGAUCGACGGUUGGUUGGGCCUAGGAACAGAGCAGAGCGCAGAGAGCCGGGCUGGAAUAUCAGUCCGCCCACCGCCAACAUUCCUUCGUCAACCUCCCCACGCGCCAUUCCCCUCCGCACCCUCUCCGAUUCCCCGACCCUGUUCGCACUGGAAUCCGCCAGCGAGAAGGGCAGCCGUCGGUCUUCCCAUUCGUCGACUCGCUCGCGCGAGUCAGACUUCUCCGUCUGGUCAGACACCGGCGACCUUGCCGAACAGCUCGCCGAGGCCGAGGAUCCGCUCCAGAUCCGCCUCCACAGGUCGCUCAACCGGGAGCUCCUGGGGGGAGGUCGAAGGAAGCCCUCCAAGCGGGUCCACUACCCGCCUGAUCUCGACCACCACGACCCGAUCGACGCUGAGAAGGAGCAGAUCCAGAUCCCUAACCCCCUUCCGCGACGAAUCUCGAGAGCCGAGCGCCUCUUAGUCGCCAUCAUGUCCCCUCGAAACGGGCAGAAUGCCCAACUCCAUGGCUUGGUGGGCAAGCCCUUGCUAGGAUGGUACUUUCGUGAUUACUUCAAUCAGCCCUCUCGGGCCACCAUCGGAACCGUGGUGGCCAUUCUGGAAAUCGGUGCGUUCAUUUCCUCCCUCCUGGUCGGCCGUAUUGGCGACGUGAUCGGCCGUCGGCGGACGAUUCUCUAUGGCUCGAUGGUGUUCUUCAUCGGAGGCGCUUUGCAGACCUUCGCAGCCAGCAUGCCCAUGAUGAUGGUGGGGCGAAUCAUCGCCGGUCUUGGUGUUGGUGCCUUGUCCACCAUUGUACCAGUCUAUCAAUCGGAAAUUUCGCCUCCCCAUAACCGUGGCAAAUUGGCCUGUAUUGAAUUCACCGGCAAUAUUGCCGGAUAUGCCACCAGUGUCUGGGUGGACUAUUUUUGCAGUUUCAUCGAAUCAGAUAUCUCGUGGCGCCUGCCCUUGCUAUGCCAGUGCGUCAUGGGUGCCUUGCUGGGUGUUGGAAGCUUGAUUAUCUGCGAAUCUCCCCGGUGGCUUCUCGAUAACGAUCACGACGAGGAAGGUAUGGUGGUCAUCGCAAACCUUUACGGCGAGGGUGAUAUCCAUUGCGAGGAGGCACGCCAAGAGUAUCGAGAGAUUAAGAUGAACGUCCUCCUGCAACGACAGGAGGGGGAACGGUCCUACUCAGAUAUGUUUAGGCGCUAUUGGAAGCGAGUUCUGAUUGCCAUGUCCGCACAAGCAUUGGCCCAGCUGAACGGGAUCAACGUGAUCUCCUACUAUGCCCCGCUGGUCUUUGAAUCCGCCGGCUGGGCGGGCCGGGACGCCAUUCUCAUGACGGGCAUCAACGGCAUUUCAUACCUUCUCUCGACCGUUCCGCCAUGGUAUCUGGUGGAUGGCUGGGGCCGACGGCCGAUUCUUCUCUCCGGCGCAGUGGCCAUGCUCAUCUCCCUCUCUCUGAUUUCCUACUUUAUUCACAUUGAGAUUAAGGCGACCCCGACGCUGACCGUCGUUUUCGUGAUGAUCUAUAAUGCCGCCUUCGGGGCGUCCUGGGGUCCCAUUCCCUGGCUCUACCCACCCGAGAUUCUGCCUCUGAGCAUUCGCGCCAAGGGUGCCAGUCUCAGCACGGCUAGCAAUUGGGCCUUCAACUGGCUUGUUGGUGAAUUGACCCCCAUCUUGCAGGGUGCGAUCGGGUGGCGACUCUAUCUCGUGCAUGCGUUUUUCUGCGCCUGCAGCUUUGUGGUUGUGUACUUCUUAUAUCCCGAGACCAGCGGGGUUCGCCUGGAAGACAUGAAUGUCUUAUUCGGCGAUGCCUCCACCGCGAUGCCCACCCCGGCCACCGUUGGCGAGCGGGGAUCAUUGAUGGGUCCGGGGUCGCCCGUGCCCUCGCUGGACAUUCGCCGGCCGUAUGGCCAGUUUGGCACCGACAGUGCUAUUCCCGGGCUGGACAUCGACCCCCCCUCCCUGGGUCAUGACGGGCCGAGUAAAUCGGGGCCAUCGAAUGCCCAGUCUGGCAGUCACCGGGGUGAGGGGAUUGGCGGUUGGAUCUCCAACAUGGUCAACCGCCAUCGGAGAGGCAGCACGGGAACUCACCCGAGCCAGUAUAGACGCCUGGAACAAGGAGAUGAUGGGGAUGAGCAUUAG
This is a messenger RNA of Penicillium canariense, 2175 nucleotides long. RefSeq names its product putative MFS monosaccharide transporter. Gene Ontology annotation, molecular function: carbohydrate:proton symporter activity. The record is from RefSeq and is a predicted model, not a curated record. The transcript has 6 exons. Gene Ontology annotation, biological process: transmembrane transport; carbohydrate transport. Lineage: Eukaryota; Fungi; Ascomycota; Eurotiomycetes; Eurotiales; Aspergillaceae. Gene Ontology annotation, cellular component: membrane. The coding region runs from base 1 to 2175 and encodes 724 amino acids.